This is a messenger RNA of Jatropha curcas, 2415 nucleotides long. Its product is annotated as Phenazine biosynthesis PhzC/PhzF protein. Gene Ontology annotation, molecular function: isomerase activity. Gene Ontology annotation, cellular component: cytoplasm. NCBI's taxonomy places the organism in Eukaryota, Viridiplantae, Streptophyta, Magnoliopsida, Malpighiales, Euphorbiaceae. Gene Ontology annotation, biological process: biosynthetic process. The record is from RefSeq and is a predicted model, not a curated record.
ACGACUAGGUAUUUUGCUUAAUCAUCCUGCUGAUAAUUUACCAUUCAUGUGAAUAGAUUUUACUGUUGGACGGAAUCUUUUCCGCUUGAAACGGAAAAUGACAUUCAAAAUUUUCCUUAAACUACGGCAUUAUCGUAAUAGGACAGCUCUGCUACUGUCCUUUCUCACUUCGCAAGUGAUUUCUGUGUAAAUUAUGGAGAAACAGCUCGUUAAAUACUCUGUGGUGGACGCGUUCACGGACUCAGCCUUCAUGGGAAACCCAGCAGCGGUAUGUUUGCUAGAGGACGAAAAAAAUGAGAAAUGGUUGCAAGCUGUAGCUACUGAAUUCAAUCUGUCUGAGACCUGCUAUUUGACUCGCAUUACUGAUGGGGAAACUGUUUCUUCAAAUCCCAGGUUCCAUCUCAGGUGGUUUACUCCUGUUGCUGAGAUUCGUCUUUGUGGUCAUGCGACUCUAGCAGCUUCACACAUACUGUUCUCUAAUGGCUGGGUAAAUUCUAGCACAAUUGAAUUUGUCACACUAUCUGGGUUUCUAAUUGCUAAGAAAGUUACUGAAAUCAGCAAUCGUGAAGCAAAACAGGGCUUUUUCAUUGAAUUAGAUUUCCCUGUCACCCCAUUAACUGAUGAAUUCAAUUCUGUUGACAUUUCACAAAUUUCAAAAGCCCUAAAUGGUGCUUCCAUAAUUGAUGUGAAGAAGACUACUACUGAGGGUGACCUCUUGGUUGUGGUGCCCUCUGCUAAAGCUGUUACAGAGAUACAGCCAAAUUUUGAUGAGAUAGUAAAAUGUCCUGGAUUAGGGAUUAUUGUUUCUGCAGUUGCUCUGCUGGAGUCUGGAUUUGAUUUUUAUAGCCGAUACUUUGCUCCUAAAAUUGGGAUCUAUGAGGAUCCUGUUACUGGAAGUGCACAUUGUGCUUUAGCCAACUAUUGGAGCAAGAAGCUAGGGAAGUGUGAUUUUAUGGCAUAUCAGGCAUCAUCUAGAAGCGGAACAUUGAACAUUCAUUUGGAUGAGCAGAGGCAGAGAGUGCUGCUGCGAGGGAAAGCAGUUACUGUGAUGGAAGGUUCUCUUCUAGUUUAGAUUUUGAAGCUAAUUUGAAUUGUGAAAUAAUGUCAGUCAUUGUAUUGCAGAAUCUUCCUUGAAUUUGUAUGUCUGAAACCUGGUUUGGCACCUUUAAAUGAUAUGAUGAGAUCUUAUGUUACUAAAUCGAACUCGAUGGGUUUGGAUUGGGGGGCUAAAUCAGAACAUUGGGGAGUUUUGAGAAGAGUAAUCUAAGAACCACGAGGUAGUCAACCUAAGGCUCUCCUAACUGCCAACUGCAAACAGCCAGAUGAACGAGCACGAGGUAAUCAAUACGUCAAAAAGAUUCGUGACCAAUCCUUAAUUUUUCAUUAAUAAAAAGUAUCAGAUUUUUUAUUAGCAGAUAGCUGUAAUAAAUUUCUCAUGCAACAGUCCUUAAUCAUCUUUAAUUGACAGUGGAUCGAGAAUUUAUAUCUGUGUUAAUUAAGACAAUCAAUUCUUAAUCAUAUAAAACCACUCCACUGAAUUUCUCAAGUCAUCUCUCCCAAAAGAAUACUAUCAGAAGCAUAGCGGAGGCAUUUCUCCAAUGGCUAAUAAUACUCAGGUUUGUGUUCUGAAAAUGAACAUAAAUUGUGAAGCUUGUGAGAAGAAGGUUAAGAAAUUCUUGCAAAAAAUCCAUGGUGUGCACUCUGUCCAGAUAGAUGCAAAUGAGGGAAAGGUGACAAUCUCAACCACCAGAGACCCUGAAAUAUUGGCAGAAGAGUUGUUUAAAAAGGCAGGAAAGAAAGCAAAGGUUUUAUCGAAACAGAACUCCCUUGUUAACAACGAAAACUUAAACAAUGCCGAUGGAUUUGAACAUGUUCAACUGAAGCAACUGGAAGAAUUUUCCAAGAACCCAAGGCUGAAACAAGUAGAGGUUGCCCACAUAAAAAAAAUAAACAUGAUUUUCAAAGACAACAAUGAUGCCGACUCGAGUCGUACUGAAAAUAACCUGCCUGAGCCUAAGCCUAAAGUGGAGAAUGGACCAGCCAAACCUGCCGAUAAUGCUGGCCCAAGUCAAUCUAGUGACGGUGGAGGCAGCGGUGGUUCAGAUUCUUCUCACCAUGAUUUCGAAAUUACUUGUGGUGGUGCUGGCAAAGGUUCGUGUGAGGAGAAAGCAAAGAAGCCACUACUGCCACCCAAUAGUCCUGCCACUGUUCCUCAGACACCACCAUCGCCACCGGCAAACCCCCUUUAUGCUGACGUAAACUGCGAACAUAUGAGUUGCACCAUUAUGUAAGCUUCAACAAAUCUUUUAUUAAGGAUUUUCUUUUUAUUUCCUAUGAAUAAUGAUAUGACACUACUGCUACAUUGCUUUCAAUUGUAACAACAAUAAAUUACGUUAUAAAUUAGAAGUUGUCAAA